Molecule: messenger RNA, 1434 nt
Organism: Hibiscus syriacus
Lineage: Eukaryota; Viridiplantae; Streptophyta; Magnoliopsida; Malvales; Malvaceae
Product: protein NDL1-like
Exons: 11
Coding region: 179-1213 (344 amino acids)
Source: RefSeq, a predicted model, not a curated record
UCUGAGUCCUGGAGCGUCGGUGACUCGGCCAGAGUUUACCACGAGUUAAACUUGUAUUUUCGAAGAUAAAGAUUAAAAAUAUAUUAAUCUGAAGAGAAAAGACGGAGGGAAAUUUGGUAUAUAAGGAAUGGAACCCAAUUCUAAAAAUGCGUCUUCGUUUUGGUUGUGAGAGGGGAAAAUGGCAGAUUCUAGCGAUUCGGUUUCCAUUGAUAUGGAAAUAAUCUCUCUAGGCGGCAAGGAGUACCUUGUGAAAACUCGCCUCGGUACGGUUUCUGUUGUUGUGUUUGGAGACCAAGAUAAGCCGGCUCUUGUUACCUACCCCGAUUUAGCUCUGAAUCAUAUAUCCUGUUUCCAAGGCUUGUUCUUUUGCCCAGAAGCUAGUUCCUUACUCCUGCACAACUUUUGCAUAUAUCAUAUAAGUCCUCCUGGGCAUGAGUUGGGAGCUGCCCCGAUCGGUUCCGAUGACUUUAUUCCUUCUGUUGAUGACUUGGCGGAUCAGAUUCUUGAGGUUCUCAAUUUUUUCGGGCUUGGUGCCGUAAUGUGUAUGGGAGUUACAUCUGGGGCAUAUAUUCUUACCUUAUUUGCGAUGAAAUACCGACAACGUGUCCUUGGGUUAAUACUCGUUUCACCCCUCUGCAGACUGCCUUCAUGGACAGAAUGGUUGUUGAAUAAGGUGAUGUCAAAUUUGCUUUAUUUCUACGGCAUGUGUGGCAUGGUGAAGGAGUUAUUGCUUAAACGAUACUUCAGUAAGGAAGUUCGUGGUAGUGUUGUAGUACCGGAAUCCGAUAUAGUUCAGGCAUGCAGAAGAUUGCUCGAUGAAAGGCAGAGUAUAAAUGUUUGCCGAUUCCUUGAAGCAAUGAACGGGAGACCUGACCUUAGCGAAGGAUUGAGAAAACUCCAUUGUCGUUCGCUAAUAUUUGUCGGGGAGAACUCUCCGUUCCAUUCCGAGGCUCUUCACAUGACAUCGAAAUUAGAUAGAAGAUACAGUGCCCUAGUGGAGGUUCAGGCAUGCGGGUCAAUGGUGACAGAGGAGCAACCCCAUGCCAUGUUGAUACCAAUAGAAUACUUUCUAAUGGGAUACGGCUUAUACAGGCCGACUCUAAGCAUUAGCCCAAGAAGCCCUUUGAGUCCAUCUUGCAUCUCUCCGGAGCUCCUUUCGCCGGAAAGCAUGGGCUUGAAGCUGAAACCGAUUAAAACCCGGAUUUCUUUGUAAGCUGGAGAGAUAAGAUGAGAGAGAAACUGCAACAUCACCUUUUUGUAAUACAUAUAUGUGUGUGUAUACGUAAGGUGUGUAAAUAGAGACGAAGUACAGACGGAAAAGGAGAUAUUGUCAAUUCUUUUAUUUGUAACCAUUUUGUAAAUUCCUGAGAAUAAUUAUUUAGCAGAGUAACACUCAGUUUUUACUGAUAAUAACAAUGUGCUCUCCAUUUUCUA